AUGCCUCCUUCAGUAUUAGAAUCUUCUCCGCUUCAAACUACUGGUCCCAUCAAAUUCAAUAAUGUGAACCAUCAAAAGAACAACUCACUAAAUCUUCAAGACUUUCCAAAUUAUUCAGAUCUCGAGAAUGCCAAUGAAGGAGGAAAAUACAACAGGUUCUUGCGUACCAUAAAGCAGUGGAGAUUCCAGCAUCGGGAAUUCCUAGCAGAGUUCAUUGGCACAUUUAUUCUUGUGCUACUGAUAGAUGGCGUCGCUGCCGAACAGACCCUGUUUGGAACCAAGUCAUGGCUCACAUCUUCAUUUGGCACUGGCCUUGCAGUGUUGUCUGGAAUCUGUUUGUCUGGCCAUAUUUCUGGAGGUCACAUUAACCCUGCUGUUACUUUGGCUUUCUGGGCAUUCAGUGGGUUCCCUACUCGCAAGGUUCCGGUCUACAUCACAGCCCAAAUUGCCGGUGCAUUUACUGCCGCAGCUGUAUUGUACUCCGUCAUUCUGCCGGCUAUCACAGAGUUUGAUGGUGGUGUUCGUCAGAUCGAGGGCCCCCUGUCAACUGCUGGAAUCUUUGCCACAUACUCGCCUCUCUAUGUUGGCACUGGUGCUGCUGUUGCCUCCGAAGUUGUCGGAACUGCCCUGUUGCUGCUGAUCAUCAUGUCCAGUGGCCACCCUAACAACCUGCCCUUCGUCACUUCCCAAGGGUUUGUAAUCGGUAUUGGUGUCAUAAUCAUCUGUCUCAGCAUCGGAUAUACCUCUGGAUUUUCUCUCAAUCCAGCCCGUGAUAUUGGUCCUCGUCUCUUUACUGCUUUGGCUGGCUGGGGCUUUGAUGUCUUUACCGUCCACAACUACUAUUCUCUUGUUCCCAUCUUUGCUCCUCUUCUUGGAGCCAUGAUCGGUGCACUCACCUUUGUGAUCUUUGUAGAUCAAUAA
Phycomyces blakesleeanus NRRL 1555(-) is the source of this 921-nucleotide messenger RNA. RefSeq lists its product as hypothetical. NCBI's taxonomy places the organism in Eukaryota, Fungi, Mucoromycota, Mucoromycetes, Mucorales, Phycomycetaceae. Gene Ontology annotation, molecular function: water channel activity; glycerol channel activity. Gene Ontology annotation, cellular component: plasma membrane. The transcript has 4 exons. Gene Ontology annotation, biological process: glycerol transmembrane transport; water transport. The coding region runs from base 1 to 921 and encodes 306 amino acids. The record is from RefSeq and is a predicted model, not a curated record.